AUGGAUGGCAUUGACCAGAACUGGCUCCAACUGCGAGACCCCACCUGUUCCCUUACCUCCAAUGACACCCACAUCCUGGGCACGAUGUCCCUCAACACCUGUGGCACUACCAUUGAUGACUCUGGAGAUUUCAUCGUCUUCAAAAACGAGAUCAACUCCUUCGAGAACCCGAAUGCUGUUAUCACCAGGCGCAAUCAAGUCAAAUUCGGCUUCUCCUGCCAGUAUCCCAAAAUGGCCAGUGUCUCCAACCGCUACGUCAACCAUAAAUCUGACUACAUCUUCACUGAAUCCAGCUUUGGCACGUUUGGUUACUCGUUUGAAGUUUUCACCGACAGCAGCUUCAACAGUCAGGUAGAUCCCAGCCUGUAUCCAGUGCAGGUUCAGCUGAUGGACCAGAUCUACAUGGGCAUUGAAGCUCAUACUGCUCUACCAGAGGUCACUCUCUUCGUUGAGUCCUGCAGAGCCACUCCUGAAGACAAUCCAUUCAGUGCUGUCUUUUAUGACAUCAUCAAAGAUGGAUGUGUUAUGGAUGAUACAACCAUGGUUUACCCAAGUGCCUCCACAAAGUAUGACUUUCAGCUCCAAGCCUUCAAGUUCACAGGAGGCUUCGAUGAGGUGUACAUCAGCUGCUCCGUGAUCCUGUGUGCAAAAGACAGCUUAAACUCCAGAUGUGCCCAAGGCUGCCUAGGCCAAGCCGCACGCAGACGUAGGCGAGAUGUGAGCCAAGAAACUGCCAGGCACUACAUAACCCAGGGUCCCUUGCGAGUGGCGAGACAGACUCAUAAUGCUGCUUCAAAUGACGGUGGAUUUCUACACAUGAGCACAAGCACCGGGGUCUUUGCAGGACUCUUUGUUGUCUCCAUUGCAGUGUUGGUGGGAAUACUGGUAUAUAAUGCCAGAAGAACAAGACCUAUUGACCGCAUGCAUCUACUGUCCACUUUCUGAGAUACUUUAGUGGCCGGUUUGAGUAGACGCACAAAGAACUACAUCCUUUCAGACUAUAAAUUGUGGUUAACGUCUUUCCAGUUUCCCAUACAUGAGCAGUAGAUGAACAGUUUUUGAAGUAAAUGGUAUAAACGCACAACAAUAACCUUUGGUGUGGCUGGUAUUAUCCCAAUUCUUUCAUCAUCUUUUUUGCCACUUAUUUCCUUCUUCACUUUCACACAACAUUCCUCACUGAACAUAACAUGCUUAUUGGGGUGUAAUUAUAGAAAACAUGAACCUUCACUUAGUCUUACUGAGAAUGAGACGCCAU
This is a messenger RNA of Sinocyclocheilus rhinocerous, 1255 nucleotides long. Its product is annotated as CUB and zona pellucida-like domain-containing protein 1. The transcript is spliced from 5 exons. The record is from RefSeq and is a predicted model, not a curated record. NCBI's taxonomy places the organism in Eukaryota, Metazoa, Chordata, Actinopteri, Cypriniformes, Cyprinidae. The coding region runs from base 1 to 945 and encodes 314 amino acids.